CAAAAGGUAAUUUGAAAGUUGAAGAAAGAAGGAGCGCAUGAAGCAAAAAUGGGGGGCAAGUAAAACAAUGCCGCACACUCCGUUUUAUUAGGGUUUUUCUCCGUCGACAGCGCCACCAAAAUUCAUCAUCCCCAUCGCUUCGCUCGAAACCCCGUAAUCAUAGCAAUGGUUGAUGUUUGAUAUAUGAGUUGACAUUAUUAAAGAUUGAAGAAAGCAUAAAAAAGAAUAAUUUAGGCGUGUGACAAAAGAUAGCUAAAACGGGGUCUCUUUGUUGUGUGGCUGCUAGGCCACAUGGGUCAAAUGCAGUUAGCCAGGACUGGUCCAUGGGCCCACACGAACCCUACUGGCGAACCAACACCAGCUUCUCUCCUCCACCACCAAGAUGGGAUUUCCGAUUCCAUUCCGAAGUUGAAUCAUUCGAUUCCCAAGAAGGAAACCGUUUAUACGGUUCUUCUACAUCUUCAAACAGUAGAGAAAGUAGAAACUGGUUGAGAACAAAUUACUUACCAAAUCAUCGGCAUUCUAAUUCCGAUGGAAUUGGGGCUUUUUUUAGUACCCCAUCUGACUUAUCUCCAGCUCAGCAAUGGACUCCUCCAGCUAUACAAGAAAUCAACCUCCAUGAAAGAGUUUUGGUGCCAUUAUCAUUUUCUCCAACUUCUGAGGGACUAUCUGCUCCCCAUGAAAACAGAGCUUCAAUUUCUUCCAAUUCAGACAGUAGUGAUUUCACUGGUCGGGGUUGUUUCAUGUCCAAACCGGUCCAUCCAGUCAACUCCGGAAUUCAUGAUUCCGAUGACAGACACCGUUCCAGUUGCGAGUUUGAGUUUUCAGAUGUUUCAGAACCAAUUGAAUCCGAUUCUCUGGACAGAUUAAGUGAUAGUUUUGAUAAAUGUGGCUUCUGUGAGAGGUUUCUUUCACAGAGAUCACCGUGGAGUUCCCGCCAGAUUAUCAGAAGCGGAGAUUUUCCGGUGACCGGAGUUCUCUCCUGCCGCCAUGUCUACCAUGUAGAAUGUUUGGACCAAACAACACCAAAAACACACAAAGGUGAUCCUCCUUGUCCCAUUUGUUCUAAAUCUGAAUCUAAAAAAGAUUCUCCUGAUCAACGGGUUUUGUCAAAAUUGAAAAACGGGGUCCCAUGUAAUGCUAUGUUGUUGAUUAACCAAAAUCGGAUAAAAAAGGGGGUGUUGAUGAAGGGCAGCUCCGGCAAGGAGUUCGCCGGAAAACUUAAGGGUUUUUCACAAUGGGGUGGUGGUGGUGGUGGUGGUGAUGGGGUUGGAUCAUCAAAGUCAGCAUCAAGUUCAAGAAAGAAGCUAUGAAGUGGUAAUGGUAAUUUGUGUGUAUAUAACUACAAGCACAAAGGUUGGUGGUUUUGAUUUUUAACUUGUAGCAAGAGACCCAAAUUGUUCAUCUUGGGUUAAAAUUUUCCUUCUUUUGUAAUGGUAUGUAAAAUAUGAUAUCUAAUUUGCUGAUUUUUGGUAGUCAAGAUCACAUAGGUUGUGUUGUAUGUGAUAGGAG
Molecule: messenger RNA, 1512 nt
Organism: Lactuca virosa
Lineage: Eukaryota; Viridiplantae; Streptophyta; Magnoliopsida; Asterales; Asteraceae
Source: the annotation of a GenBank genome assembly